AUGAAGGAGGACGGACAUGUCGCACCAGCGGUUCUUAUAACCGAAAUCCGAUAUGCCAUUUCGUCGGUGAAGAAUCGAACAGCACCAGGUCUGGAGAGUAUCGACAAAGUAUCAUCGUUUUACAACGAUGUUAAACGAAGUGUUAGGCAACGCGACACCAUCUCACCAAAAUUAUUUGCUGCCACCCUCGAUAACGUCAUACCAGCGCUGGAAUGGGACAACAUGAGAGUGGAAAUCGAUGCUCGCCAAUUACAACAUCUUGGCUGUGCUGAUGACGUCGUUUUUAUAACAACAAGCAUUAACCAAACAGAACGAAUGCUUGUCGACUUUGACAAAGCCUUUGGAAAAACUUGUCUUCAACGGUGUUCAUGA
Molecule: messenger RNA, 372 nt
Organism: Angiostrongylus costaricensis
Lineage: Eukaryota; Metazoa; Nematoda; Chromadorea; Rhabditida; Metastrongylidae
Source: the annotation of a GenBank genome assembly